Messenger RNA from Leopardus geoffroyi (Geoffroy's cat), 2450 nucleotides. RefSeq names its product synapse differentiation inducing 1 (gene SYNDIG1). The record is from RefSeq and is a predicted model, not a curated record. Gene Ontology annotation, cellular component: intracellular membrane-bounded organelle; synaptic vesicle membrane; excitatory synapse. Bases 591 to 1367 code for a protein of 258 amino acids. NCBI's taxonomy places the organism in Eukaryota, Metazoa, Chordata, Mammalia, Carnivora, Felidae. The transcript has 4 exons. Gene Ontology annotation, biological process: synaptic vesicle clustering; positive regulation of synapse assembly.
GCCUUCUCACCGAGCCAUUCCCUUCUCCUCCUCGCUCAUCCUCCCUCGGAGCCCGUGGCCACAUCCUCCAGCACGCGUGCCGCCAGGCUUGGCCAACCAAGCGGCGCGUCCCGGGACGGCCCUUGCCCAACCAGCCCGCCAGGCGUGCGCCGCGGGAGUCUCCCCGCACCUUUUUUUUUUUUUUUUUUCCCCCCCCCUGGGGGCUGGAGCGCCGGGCUCCGCCCCAUGGUCGCCUCGAGCGAGCUCCCCGCAGCCCCGGGCUGCCGCCGCUGCCCCUAGCCCGGCGCUCCUGCACGCUCGGGGCAGCCUGGGGCGCGGGUGGCGAGUGCAGGGCGGGGAGCGGCGCGGAGGGGAGGGGAAGGGAAAGAAGAGGAGGGCAGAGGAGGAGAGAGCUGGGGAGCUGAGGAGCAGAGGCGGGCGCCGCACCGCCCCGCGCCCCGCACGCUCACUGGCUCCGGAGACGCGCGGGCGGGCUCCUGGGCGCACUGGCUGGGUCACCUUGUCCGGGAGGAGAAAUGGGUCCCAUGAGGCAAGUGUGACCCUGGAGUGCAGCCUGCCAGCCUUACACCCAGUUGAGGAGGGAGAGCACCAUGGAUGGCAUAAUUGAACAGAAGAGUGUGCUGGUGCACAGUAAAAUCAGUGAUGCUGGCAAGAGGAAUGGCUUAAUUAACACCAGAAACUUCAUGGCUGAGAGCAGAGAUGGCCUGGUGUCUGUUUACCCAGCACCACAGUACCAGAGCUGCCGGGUGGUGGGCAGUGCAGCGCCAGCCACCCUGGACAGCAGCAGGAGUGAGCCAGUACAGCAGCUGCUGGAUCCCAACACCCUUCCGCAGUCUGUGGAGUCCCAUUUCCGUCCCAACAUCAUCCUCUACUCAGAGGGUGUGCUGCGCUCCUGGGGGGAUGGCGUGGCUGCCGACUGUUGUGAGACCACCUUCAUUGAGGACCGGUCACCCACCAAAGAGAGCCUGGAGUACCCUGAUGGGAAGUUCAUUGACCUCUCGCCUGACGACAUCAAAAUCCACACACUGUCCUACGACGUGGAGGAGGAGGAGGAAUUCCAGGAGCUGGAGAGUGACUACUCGAGUGACACAGAGAGUGAGGACAACUUCCUCAUGAUGCCCCCAAGGGACCACCUGGGCCUCAGCGUCUUCUCCAUGCUCUGCUGCUUCUGGCCUUUGGGCAUUGCAGCCUUCUACUUGUCCCACGAGACGAACAAAGCCGUGGCCAAGGGCGACUUCCACCAGGCCAGCACUAGCUCCCGGCGGGCCCUGUUCCUGGCUGUGCUAUCCAUCACGAUUGGAACUGGUAUCUACGUGGGCGUGGCUGUGGCCCUCAUCGCCUACCUCUCCAAGAACAACCACCUAUGAGCUUCCUCCAGGCACAUAGAAGAACCUGGGGCCAGUUGUGUGCAGAUGCACAGAAGGCAGGGCUGGCAAGGGGAGGACACACAGACACACCUGUGUGAUGCUGUACACUAUAAAUUAUUGCCAAACGACUCCAUAAAGCCCUGGGAUUUUCUACCCAUGGGUUUCUUUUGUUUUUACCCUUUAAUUUCAUUUUCACAGCACUGUGUAGAGCACGAGGCACAUGGGCACUGCUGACCCUUCCAAAGGGAAGCUCCAAAGAUCCUGACCCUCAAGGCCGUCUCUGGAUGGAUUCUGGUGGAUUCAUGACAGUGCAGCUCUCUCUGCAGCCUGCCAGUGCCUGGAAUGCCAUAGCAUUAGCAAUACACAAACAAUUCAAAUGUGUUUAUUUUUUAUGGAAUAUGGUGCAAUAGGCAGAGGGCAGAGGACUCGUCACUUCUGUCUGUGGCCCUGCUUCACUCCUCCGUCAUUUUCCCUGUCCACGAUCCUUCCCUGCAGGAAGAAAAUGGGGCUGGCAGGAAGAGAGACAGAACUGCUGGCAGUCCUCCCAGCUGCCACUGGUCUUCAGAUGGGCCCAGCCCUAAAAAUGCAAGUCCAGAAUCACAUGGGGUCUGUCUCCAGGCCCAGUGGACACUCCCUCUAUGCUGCCCCCAGCCUAGAAACAUUGGGCCUCCUUUGGAUAUGUCCAAAUUCAGCAGCCACCACGCAGCAAUAUGCAGUCUUGGGGCCUCGUUGAUCUAGGGUGGGGGGCAGUCCACAGUCCCUCCCGAGACCCUUCCCAGAAAGACCCUGAAGUUUGCUCCAGGAACUGUAGGCAAAGGAGCUGUGGAUACCAUCUCAGCAUAAAGAUGCCUGUGUUGACACUCACCCUGGUGAUGAGCAGUGACACCAGUGAUCUUUAAAAGGAAAUGAACCUUCCCUGUCGACUAAAUGAAUAGCUAUUUUCUUGUCAUUUUUUUAAGUGCAACUACUGCUUCAUGCUGCUUAAGUUAUCCGAUGAAUGCUGAGAAAUAAGUAAUCAGACAUUUUAAUACCAUUUCACUGCUGUUUUAUGAGUGUUCAUUAUUUAACAAAAAUUAUCUUUUA